Messenger RNA from Thamnophis elegans (Western terrestrial garter snake), 4206 nucleotides. RefSeq names its product GLI pathogenesis related 2 (gene GLIPR2). The transcript has 5 exons. The record is from RefSeq and is a predicted model, not a curated record. Bases 127 to 591 code for a protein of 154 amino acids. Lineage: Eukaryota; Metazoa; Chordata; Lepidosauria; Squamata; Natricidae. Gene Ontology annotation, cellular component: extracellular region.
UCUAGCAAAAGGGAGCAUUUAAAGGAGAAGCAGAUUCUUUGAAUCCACUACCAGGAAAUUGCAGCCAGUUUCUAGCACAACGGAGCAUUUAAAGGAGAAGCAGCUUUUAAAAUCAAGAGCAUAACUAUGGGAAAAUCAGCCUCCAAGCAAUUUUCAGAAGAAGUCUUAAGAGCCCACAAUGACUACAGGAAGAAGCACGGUGUUCCUUCACUAAAACUCUGUAAGAAAUUAAACAGAGAAGCACAGCAGUAUUCAGAAGCACUUGCUAGCACAAGAAUCCUCAAACACAGUCCUGAAUCUAGCAGUGGAAAAUGUGGAGAAAAUCUAGCAUGGGCUUCAUACGAUCAAUCAGGAAGCGAAGUAGCUGACAGAUGGUAUAAUGAAAUAAAGAAUUAUAAUUUCCAAAGCCCUGGUUUUUCCUCUGGGACAGGUCAUUUCACAGCAAUGGUUUGGAAGAACACAAAAAAGAUGGGAGUUGGAAAAGCAGCUGCGAGUGAUGGCUCCACAUUUGUAGUGGCUAGAUAUGAACCUGCUGGCAACAUUGUAAACUCUGGGCAAUAUGAACAAAAUGUUUUUCCACCAAAAAAGUAACAUUCUUUUUAUAACAGGUUAUAAAAAGAAAACUGAGAGUUAACCUGAUUACAUUGGAUAAACCACUGUUGAAUGGUACUUUAGUCUUUAAAUGAUUAUUUCAAGAAAUGUUUAAUGGACAAGCAGUUCUGCCUACAAAAUUGAUUCUUGUACCGAACCAUUCCUGAAACACAAUGAAAACACUGAAAGGUAAUGACAAAAACAAACAUAUGGAACAUACAUUUCAAGAAAUGUAACAGCAAAAUAUAUCGAAAUAACAGUAUUAAGAUCAUAAUAUUUUGAUAUUAAAGUUUGCAAGUAUAUUUAGAGGGUUUAUAUAAUUUCAUAUCUGUACAGAAUUCCCUCUCUAAAAUAUAUUUGCAAACUUUAAUAUCAAAAUAGUUUAAAUACUAUUAUUUCAUAGAAUAAAAGGAUUUCUAAAAAGAGGAAAGACUGGUUUUAAUUGCUUAUAAUUAAAUGCCUAUACGGAUUGAUUGUGUUGCCUGAAUGCACAUGAAAAAUAGCAAAUUCCUAACGUAAAUUGCAUGAAGCUAUUUAUCUGGCGCAUCCGGUGUUUGCAGAUAAGCAUGGACUGGUAUAGUAGGGUUGUAGGCAUUCUGAAAAUAUAACUAUUUCCACAGAGCACAAAACUUAUUUAUCCAUUAGACUCUCAUCUGACUUCUUUUUCUUUUAUAUAAAAUGCAAGGACAGAUUAAAUUAAUAGUAUCAUUUCUCAGUCUGGAAGUUAGCUGAAGCUUACAGAAUUACUAUUUAAUAAGCAUCUCACUCUCUUUUUAUAUUGCAAAGACUUUGUGUCAGUGCAGUAUAUGGAGAGUGAGGAGCUCCUAUUAGGGACAGCUGGCAAGACUGGGAAAUCAGUUUGUAGUAAAUGAUGCAGCUGUUGAGGAAGUGCUCCAUUGCCACAAUAGUCAAAGCUUUUGCUUAGAAGCCAAACUUUUGAAAGGAAUUUUUAAAAAAACUUUAAAAGGUAAAAAAGUUUAAACUCUCCUGGUUAGGAUAAACAGAGACUGUUGAAAUAAAUAUAUUACCCAAGACAUUUUUUAAAAUUUGAAAUGGUGCCAAUUUUAUUCCCAUAUAAAACUUCAUAAGACUAGCAAAAAACUUUCAAUAGAUUUAUAUGGAGUGGGAGAAAACUUGAAAUAAAAUUUAAGAUUUUACAGGAUGGACCCAAUUAGCAAAAGAAAGCUCGGGACCAUAUUGAUUGGAAACAUAUGAAAAGGCCUUCAUGCUGGAGUGGCUAGACAAUGGAUGAUGAUGAUGAUGAUGAUGAUGAUGAUGAUGAUGAUGAUGAUGAUGAUGAUGAUAUUCUUCCAUUCGAUCCUGUCUGGUUCUUGGAGAUUGCCUGACCAAGCCCUGCAAUUUUCUUGGCAAGGUUUAUCAGAAGUAAUUUGCCAUUGCUUCCUUAUUAGGGCUGAGAAAAAGUGACUGGUCCAGAGCCCUAAAUGUCAUGGGUCCAGGCUAUUUGAGGAGCCAUCUCACUCCAAUAAGAAUUGCCUGUCCCACUUACUCCAGUGGAAGGAGCCUGCGAUAGACCCUGUCGGCCAAGAAAUUCCAGCCAGCAAUGUCAAAGAAGAGCCUUUUCUACUGUGGCCCCAGCCCUGUGAAUCAUUCUACGAUGAUCAGAAGCGAGAACUGUUCCAACUCUUCAAGCAUUCUGAAAGGGUAUCAAAACCUGAUUUCUCCAAUUGCCUUAUGAAGUGUUCACUGCUGGAAGUGGUGGAUAGAGUAAGAAGAAAUCUCAUCCCAAUGUCAUUUGUCUCCUUUAUUCUAGUUUUUUUUUAAUGUUCAAUUUUUAAAAUUGUUUCUAUACUUCUUAUUUUUUUCUGUAAGCCACCCAUAGUCACCUUAUCAUUGACAGGGGAAAUAUAUAAAUAUAAACAAACAAACAAACAAACAAACAAACAGUCAUCCAGCUGACUUUGUGACUAGAACUCAUUUCCUGGUUUCUAGCCUGAUGCCUUAACCAAACUGGCUGUAUAAUAUAGUAUGCAUAUUACAUCACAGAAAACAGAGUUAAGAAAAUGACCAAAUAAUAGAACAGAAUAGAAUAACAGUUUCUCUCAGGCCUAAUCCCAAAGACAACACAGUAAAAUCCAAUCAAGUUGACACUGCCCCCCCCCAUUUCUAAGCCUAGAGAUUGGAGGGUCUAGCCCCGUGAUGGAGAACCUAUGGAACACAUGCCGGAAGUGGCACGCAGAGCUAUCUCUCUGGGCAUGCCAGCCAUCACCCAUUGCUGUUCCGGGUUCUGGUGUGCAGAAACUGAAAGACCACAUAAACCAGCAUGCAUGCCAGAAACCGGAAGACCAGAUGACCGGCGCGCAUGUGCAUGUCAGAAACUGGAAGCUCAGCCAGCGCACCAAGGCUACAGGCUGGGUUUGGAGCUAUGGGCUGGAUUUGGGGCUUUGAUAAAUGCUUCUCUUGACAUAGUUUAUCUUAUAGGGUUUUAAGCAUCCUGUUAGCUCACUGUACUCUCCCUGAUGACUGCAGGAUAUACGGGAUGUGUAAAUUUUGGGUGUCAUACAAGGAUUGUCAAAUAUGUUAAAUGAUCUGAAAAACAAAAUGCUUUCCUCAAUCCAUGUCCAAUUUGCUAGAUAUCCUUUAGGACAGGGCCGUUAAACGCCCAGCCUGUGGGCUGAAUGUGUCAUGUGCUGGCCACACCCAUGCCCAGUUUAGUGAAGGAAAAAAAAGUCCUGAUAUUUCACCUGACACUGCCAACGUGAGAUUGACACCACUUGCUUUAGGAAGUAUUGAGCAGUUUCAAUGGCAGUAGCAUGUCAGCAAGGAAUGGCUGAUAUCCAAUAAGUUGAUCUUUACACAGAAGCAGGUGCUGGAAGCCAUAAACGUUUCUUGGGAGAGGUGUAACAUCCUCUCUCCUUACCAAUGAGCAAAAAAAGAAAAGAGAAAUCCUAAAAAAUCCGAAAUAGGUACAGAAGUGCACCCACAAGAAAAUGUAUAAAUGGAGAAAAAAAAACCUGUACUUGAAAAGAAGAAUUUUACUUGGAUGCAAAAUUUUAUUCUGGUGAGCUCAGGUGAAUGAUAUGAUUGUCACCCCUCUUUGUUGGAUAGAGAGGAGCCCUUUCUUUUGUUAUGCCAAAGAGAGAGGAGACAAAUUACACCAACUCAGUAUUUACUCUUUCUUCUCUUGCUUUAUAUCAACUGCAAAUCUUUGUUUAUAAAUGUUUUUUUUAAUUUUUCAGUAUAACUGCAGGUUUUUUAAAUAUUAAGAGCUGCAUACUUUUAACAUUAUACUUUAUAAAAUCAAUUGAAUGCAAUCUCUCUACAAAGGCUUUUUCCUCCAACCAUAAAUUCUGCAUAUUUAUAAGGAUUAUAAUCACUCUGAAUUGAAUUUAUAUGAAUGAACCGAAUAUGAAUUUUUAUGUACUGAAUGGUCUGAACAAAUUGAAUGUUCAUUUAUAAACCCUUUGGCUGCAAAAGGUCUGACACAUAAAGGCAAAGCUUUGUGUACCUUAUAGAACCUCUGAUUGUUGCAAGGCAAGGAAUUAUUUCUACUAAUCACAAAGCAAAACUACAAAUGUAAGUUCGAGGUUCGAGGUUCAUUUUAUUUAUAUGCCGCCCUAUUCCCAGCGGGACUCAGGGCGGCGCACAAACCCAAGG